Messenger RNA from Cynara cardunculus var. scolymus (artichoke), 2729 nucleotides. RefSeq names its product cullin-4-like. Lineage: Eukaryota; Viridiplantae; Streptophyta; Magnoliopsida; Asterales; Asteraceae. The transcript is spliced from 17 exons. The record is from RefSeq and is a predicted model, not a curated record. The coding region runs from base 43 to 2541 and encodes 832 amino acids. Gene Ontology annotation, cellular component: cullin-RING ubiquitin ligase complex. Gene Ontology annotation, molecular function: ubiquitin protein ligase binding. Gene Ontology annotation, biological process: ubiquitin-dependent protein catabolic process; protein ubiquitination.
UCUCUCUCUCUCGCAAUGCAAUGAGCUUCUGAUUUCAAUUUCAUGUCUCAACCCAACACGAGUACCUCCAACACCCACAUCAACAACGCCCGCAGGCGCUCCUCUGCCACCUCUACAUCUCCACAACCCACCACCUCUACCGGCGGAGGAGGGGGGAUUCACUUCCCCGCGAUGAAGAAGCCGAGGUCCCAGUCUGUCGCUUGCUCUGUUGACAACAAAAAUGGCUUCCAACAACAACACUUCAAUAAUAAUUCUUCGGUUAACCCUUCUUCCAUGUUCGAGGAUCCCACCGGAAAUGAAGUUAUUGAUCCCAUCGCUACCUCUGUUGCCGGAUUCACCGCCAAUUUGUCUCGUAAAAAGGCAACGCCUCCUCAACCUGCUAAGAAGCUUGUCAUCAAGCUAGUCAAAGCCAAGCCAACCUUGCCAAAAAACUUUGAGGAGAAUACAUGGGCAAUUUUGAAGUCAGCCAUUAGUGCCAUAUUUCUGAAGCAGCCAGAUCCCUGCGAUUUGGAGAAACUUUAUCAAGCCGUCAAUGAUCUUUGCCUGCAUAAGCUGGGGGCAAGUCUUUACCAACGGAUUGAAAGAGAGUGUGAAGCUCACGUAUCUGCUGUUUUACAAUCUUUAGCUGGGCAAAGUGAAGAUCUUGUGGUUUUCUUAUCGCUUGUUGAGAAAACCUGGCAAGAUUUUUGCGACCAGAUGUUGAUGAUCCGCGGUAUAGCGUUGUAUCUUGACCGCACAUUCGUGAAACAAACUCAAAAUGUGCGAUCGUUAUGGGACAUGGGCCUGCAACUUUUUCGGAAGCAUUUGUCACUAGCUUCAGAAGUUGAGCACAAAACAGUAUUUGCCCUUUUGAAAAUGAUAGAGAGUGAGAGGCUUGGUGAAUCAAUAGACAGGACACUUCUUAACCAUCUUUUGAAGAUGUUCACCGCAUUGGGGAUUUACUCUGAGAGUUUUGAGAAGCCAUUCCUCGAAUGUACUUCAGAGUUUUAUGCUGCUGAGGGAGUAAAAUACAUGCAACAAUCAGAUGUUCCAGAUUAUUUAAAACACGUGGAGGUAAGAUUGCAUGAAGAACAUGACAGAUGUGUAAUCUAUCUAGAUGCUAUCACAAGAAAGCCAUUGGUAGCCACUGCUGAAAAGCAGCUUCUUGUGCAGCAUAUUUCUGCAAUACUUGACAAGGGUUUCAUGAUGUUGAUGGAUGGUAAUCGCAUUCAAGAUCUUCGGAGGAUGUAUAUACUCUUUUGCAGAGUAAAUGCCCUUGAAUCCUUACGACAGGCCCUUAGCUUAUACAUCCGGAAAACCGGGCAGGGCAUUGUACAGGAUGAAGAGAAGGACAAAGAUAUGGUGUCCUCUCUAUUAGAAUUCAAGUCCUCUCUUGAUAGAAUUUGGGAAGAUAGCUUUUCGAAGAAUGAAGCCUUUUGCAACACAAUCAAAGAUGCAUUUGAGCAUCUCAUUAAUCUACGCCAGAACCGCCCUGCAGAGUUGAUCGCAAAGUUUGUGGAUGAGAAGCUCCGUGCUGGAAAUAAGGGUACAUCAGAGGAAGAAUUGGAGGGCACUCUUGAUAAAGUCUUGGUUUUGUUCAGAUUUAUACAGGGUAAGGAUGUAUUUGAAGCAUUCUAUAAGAAGGAUCUUGCGAAAAGGCUACUGUUAGGAAAGAGUGCAUCUAUUGAUGCUGAAAAAUCCAUGAUUUCCAAGCUGAAAACCGAAUGUGGUAGCCAGUUUACCAACAAGCUUGAAGGAAUGUUUAAGGACAUUGAAUUAUCCAAAGAGAUCAAUGAAUCUUUCAAACAAUCAUCUCAAGCUAGGAGCAAGCUCCCAUCAGGAAUAGAGAUGAGUGUCCACGUUUUAACAACCGGUUACUGGCCUACAUAUCCACCAAUGGAUGUUCGUCUUCCUCAUGAAUUAAAUGUCUAUCAGGACAUUUUUAAAGAGUUCUACUUGAGUAAAUACAGCGGUAGGCGAUUGAUGUGGCAAAAUUCAUUAGGUCACUGUGUGUUGAAAGCAGAAUUUCCUAAAGGUAGAAAAGAGCUUGCUGUUUCUUUGUUUCAGACAGUCGUUCUGAUGCUGUUCAACGAUGCAAAGAAACUUAGUUUUCAAGAUAUUAGAGAUGCUACCAGCAUCGAGGACAAAGAACUGCGAAGAACAUUGCAGUCCCUUGCUUGUGGGAAAGUCCGUGUCCUCCAAAAGAUUCCAAAAGGUAGGGAAGUCGAUGAUAACGACUCUUUCACAUUCAACGAUGCCUUUACAGCUCCUCUAUAUCGUAUAAAGGUUAAUGCAAUUCAGUUGAAAGAAACUGUUGAAGAAAAUGCGAGCACCACAGAGAGAGUGUUCCAAGAUCGUCAAUAUCAGGUUGAUGCCGCUAUUGUUAGGAUUAUGAAGACCAGGAAAGUGCUGAGUCACACACUUCUCAUAACUGAACUCUUUGAGCAGCUGAAGUUUCCUAUAAAACCAUCGGAUUUGAAGAAGAGGAUCGAAAGCCUGAUUGACAGGGAGUACCUGGAGAGAGACAAGAACAAUCCUCAAAUAUACAAUUACUUGGCAUAGACAAUAACCCUUUUCUCCGAUAUAUAUGAAUUUCAAGUUGAAGUUGGAGUUGGAGUUGGAAAUUUGAUUCCACGAGUUAGUGUUCAUGUACAGAAAUGGAUUCCUUUUUCUCUCUUUAUUUUAUUUUUAUAAAAAAUAUACACCUCAAUUGCAAGAUGUAAUUUGUUUCUAAGCUUCUGCUUUAUGUC